GAAAGCAAAGUCAUAAGUGUUACGCUGCGGCCGUACUAGUGAAUUUUAUUAGUUUUAUAAGUAUAUAGGGUGAAAUUAGUGAUAAUGGUGCCGCAAACGAAGGUGUUCGUCGGCAGCCUGCCUCAGGGCUCGAAGCCGGAGGAACUUCGCAAACUAUUUGAGCGUUUUGGUGUCGUAACAGAAUGCGACAUAAUGAAUCGGUGUGGAUUUGUACACAUGCAAACCGAAGAUCAAGCUUCUGCUGCCAUUCGCGCCUUAAACAACACACCAUUUAACGGUGGCGUCAUCUCAGUGGAACGCGGCCGCAUCAAGGAACGCGGCCAGCGAGGGGGCCCUGGAGGUGGCCGCGGUGGCGGUAUGAGGGGAGGUAUGCGCGGUGGCAUGGACCGGCGCGGAGGCGGUCCCAUGCGUGGCGGGCCGCCACCUCGCGACACUCCGUACUCUCGUGACAGGCCAUCACAUCCCCGCGGCCCUCCACCUGGCGGUCCCCCACAGAUGGCCCCGCGGCCAAUGCCGUACGAGCGCGCUGAGAGGCCGCCACCGCCAGUGUAUGAUGACCGCUACAAUGGAUACGGAGGAGAAGACAGGCGCGGCUUUGCGCUAAUGGAGCGUGGGGCACGAGACCCUUACGCGAGUGCGGCUCCCAUGUACCCAGAAGAGAGGCGGUACGACGAGAUGCCCCCGAUGUACGCUGACGACCGGCGUGCCCCGAUGUACCCCGAUGAGCGUGACAUGAUGGACCGGCGCGCGCCGAUGCGUGCAGCCCCACAGCAGCUGCCCUACGAGCGCGCGCUGCCCCCGAGGCCGCAGCCCAUGCCCAAUGGAGAGAUGUUCAGUCGCCGCUCCCCCAUGCGUGCAGCAGGUCCUGGAUAUGACAGAGACCCAUACGCCCAGCAGUACCCUCCCAUGGGACGCGGGGGCGGUGCGGCGCGCGGUAGAGAGCUGACAGGUCUGGGGGGCCCGCGCCGGUACUAGCGCGUAGUAGUACCCGCGACACGAACAAAUGAGUACCUAGUGCCGGGCGACGGUCGAACUAAACGUGCGACACGUUCGGUGCGGACAUGUAGCUUGUAAGUCCAGUACGAGUGAAAAAUUAUGUGAAUCACUUUAUACAUUGUAAUAAAUGCGAGAUAUAUUGACGGAACGUUUUCAUUUCACCCGCUGUUUUGUUGACAUGCUCCAUGUUACAUAUUGAUCGAAUUAGUUUUAUAUAAUUGUUUGGAUUGAUUACGAU
Spodoptera exigua (beet armyworm) is the source of this 1234-nucleotide messenger RNA. Lineage: Eukaryota; Metazoa; Arthropoda; Insecta; Lepidoptera; Noctuidae. The record is from the annotation of a GenBank genome assembly.